CCUCCGAGGCUGGCUGUCUCUGUGGCUCCCUGUGAGUGAGUGAGAGUGUGCGUGUGUGUCGGUUUCGGGUACAGUCGCCAUUUAGCGCGGCGAGUUCCCCGGGGCUGGGAGAGGUGGCAGCGGGGAGGCCCAUCCCCCACUCCCCUCAGGAGCCGCGAGCGAAAGAAGGACGGGAAGCAGCUGAGGCGGACGGGCGGGACGAGCUCGUCUUCCCUUCUAAGAUUAUAAUAUUACGAAUUUCUGCCUCCUUCCCACACCCCGCCUCUCAGGCCAGCCACUCUCGCAGCGUGAGGCGCGCGGUGGCCUCCUCCUCCUCCGGGUGAGAGGAGCGAAAGAGGCAAGGAGGGGCGGCGACGGCGGCGGGAGUCCCGGCAUCGUGUGAGGGGAGGAAAGGCGACUCUCCGGCAGCGGCGGCGGCGGGGCCCUGAGCGGGCGGCUGGCUUUCUGACUGGACCUGACUCGAAGCAAGGAGCGGGCGGCGGGCGAGGCAGAGCGCGCGCGGCCCCGACAGGGAAGGGCCUCGGCCAGCCCCGCACCCCACCCCGUCGGCUCGGGGCCUGCCGUGGGCUCCCGCCCGGCGCCUUCUCCGCCUUUCUCCUGCGACCCUCCUCCCUCCUCAUCGGAUCCCUCCUCAUCUUCGCCGCUGCUUGCUGCUCCAUGUCGGCCCCGCUGCUCGGCCCCCCGCUGCAGCAGGAUGGAUGCGGACACUGACCGCCUGCCGCCGCCGGCCCAGCCCGCUCUGCUUCCACAGCAGCAGCAGCAACAGCCGUCGCCGCUGCUGCCUUUCCUCCUCGCGGUGAGGAGCCUCCGGGAGCCUCCACUGCCGCCGCCGCCGCUUUCGCAGCGAGGGCAGUUCCUCGGCGCGCUCCCCGCCUUGCAUUGACCCUCCUCGAGUCAGCUGCUGUUGCUGCUGCAGCGGCAGCUGCUGGUGCUGCUCCUGCCGCCGCGGCUCCCGCGCCUUCGCCGCGUUUCCCUCCUCCUCCGGCACCAUGUCGGGGGGCGCUUCGGAGACUCCCCGCUUUCUGGCUCCUCCGCCGCCUCCGCCCAAGAACGGCUGCAGCUCGGACAGCUCCGUUGGCGAGAAGCUGGGGGUCGCCGCCACCGCUACCGCCGCCACCGGGGACCCUGAAGCCUCGGAAGGCAGCGGGGCCCGCAUCGAGGAGUAUCGCCGACGCCGCCACACCAUGGACAAGGACAGCCGUGGCGCGGCCGCCACCGAGCACCGCUUUUUCCGCCGGAGUGUCAUUUGCGACUCGAAUGCGACCGCUCUGGAGCUUCCGCGGCUGCAGCCCGCGGCGCCUCCCCCUGCUGCAGCCGCCCGAGGGAGCAUCCCGCCCGUGUUGGGCUCGCCGCCGGAGUCUGUCAUCCAGGCAGCAUGUGCUUCUGUCACUGCUAGCCAGGCUCCCACGCUGCUCCUGCAGCAGGCACCCCCUCUGCCUCCACCCGCAGAGGGGCAGCCUGGUCAAGAGGCGCAGGUAACAAAGGACGUUGCCCCACUGCUGCUGUCUAAGGAGGAUGGAUUAGAGGCCACCCCACUGCCCCCUACCAGUACAGCGGGAAUCACUGCCGUUUCUGCCCGGGAUCUGCAAGAAGAGCGGACUAAACAGCAGGAAGAUAUUGAGGAGCUGGAGACCAAAGCUGUGGCCUUCUCCCCAGAUGGCCGUUUUCUUAAGUUUGACAUCGAAAUUGGUAGAGGCUCCUUCAAAACUGUCUACAAGGGGCUGGACACGGAGACCACAGUGGAGGUUGCUUGGUGUGAGCUUCAGGAUCGGAAGCUGUCCAAAUCAGAGAGGCAACGAUUUAAGGAGGAGGCUGAAAUGUUGAAAGGGCUUCAACAUCCUAACAUUGUUAGGUUCUAUGAUUCCUGGGAGUCUACUGUCAAGGGAAAGAAGUGUAUUGUUCUGGUUACAGAGCUUAUGACAUCUGGCACAUUGAAAACGUACUUAAAAAGGUUUAAAGUGAUGAAAAUCAAAGUACUGCGGAGCUGGUGCCGGCAAAUACUGAAGGGUUUGCAGUUCUUGCACACACGCACUCCUCCCAUUAUCCACCGUGACUUGAAGUGUGACAACAUCUUUAUUACUGGCCCCACAGGAUCAGUCAAGAUAGGAGACUUGGGUCUGGCAACCUUGAAGCGGGCUUCCUUUGCCAAGAGUGUGAUAGGUACCCCAGAGUUCAUGGCACCCGAGAUGUAUGAGGAGAAAUACGAUGAAUCCGUUGAUGUAUAUGCUUUUGGGAUGUGUAUGCUUGAGAUGGCUACGUCUGAAUAUCCUUAUUCUGAGUGUCAAAACGCUGCACAGAUCUACCGUCGAGUGACCAGCGGAGUCAAACCAGCAAGCUUUGAUAAAGUAGCAAUUCCUGAAGUAAAGGAAAUAAUUGAGGGAUGCAUUCGUCAAAACAAAGAUGAAAGGUAUGCUAUCAAGGACCUUCUGAAUCAUGCAUUCUUCCAGGAAGAAACUGGUGUGCGGGUAGAGCUAGCAGAAGAAGAUGACGGAGAGAAAAUUGCCAUCAAGCUCUGGUUACGAAUUGAAGACAUUAAAAAACUUAAGGGCAAAUAUAAGGAUAAUGAAGCGAUUGAAUUUUCUUUCGACUUGGAAAGAGAUGUCCCAGAAGAUGUAGCACAAGAAAUGGUUGAGUCUGGGUAUGUCUGUGAAGGGGAUCACAAGACAAUGGCCAAAGCUAUAAAGGAUAGAGUGUCCUUGAUCAAGCGAAAGAGGGAACAGCGUCAGUUGGUGAGAGAAGAACAGGAAAAAAGAAAGCAAGAAGAAGUCAGUCAGAAACAGCAGACAGAGCAGCAGUUACAAGCGGGCACUACCCAGCAAGGAACUAAACAUGCUGCACCUGCCACUGGUGUCACUGCCAUCCCUGCUGCUUCAGCUUCGGUUUCUACACAAGUGGAGCCUGAGGAGCCAGAAGCCGAUCAACAUCAACAGCAACAGCUGCAGUAUCAUCAACCUAGCAUUUCCGUAUUGUCUGAUGGCACCGUUGAUAGUGGACAAGGAUCAUCUGUCUUUACCGAAUCAUGUGUGAGCAGCCAACAGACAGCUUCUUAUGGUUCCCAGCAUGAACAGUCUAUCCCAACAGUUCAACCCCCAGGAUAUGUAGCUCCUAUUGGCCAGCCACAAUCACAACAACCUGGAGGAUAUCAGACGUCUGGAGUGCCUCGACGUGGCUGUAGCAUGUCGGUUUGUCCUUCCCCUCUUUCUUUCCCUCCGCUGUCCCAAAUCCCUCUCAGUGCUCCUUCUACUCCACCAUCAGUGUUAUGUGCACCUCUUUCUCCUUCUUACCUUCGGACUGCCCCUGAGGAAACUUUUGGUGAAAAGCUUUCCAAAGCCUUGGAGAAUGUCCUGCCCAUGCACACCGCCUCUCCACGCAGCAACCGGCGUUCCAGCCUGCCUUCCCUCUUUCUCAACCCUCCUCAAUCCAUGGUGCAUCCGUGUGGGGGAACCCCAACGUUCCCAGAUUCCCAAGUAUUUUUUCCAACCGUUCAUGAACGGCCAGUGUCUUUCUCGCCACCACCCAUCUGCCCUUCACGGGUAGCCAUUUGUCAGCGACGCAAGAGCACUUCCAUCCUUGAAGCCCAAACCUGCCACUUCCAGCCCUUGCUCAAGACUGGUCAGAGUUUUGUUCUCCCUGGUGGUAGUCCAGCAACUUGGACACCAGAGGGACUGGUGACAAUGAGCAGCACAGCUGGGGAGCAUAUGCAGGCUAACCCUGGUUUUGACUCUGCUCAAGGGUUGAGUGAUUACAGAUCUGGACAAGCGCCUUCAAAGGAUGCUACAAGCAUGUUGACUCAAGAAGCAAUGUAUUUAGUGGGCAUGCACUACCAGUCCCAGUUGCCAGAACACUAUGAUACAGUACCCCAGAAUCCCCAGGGGACUGAGCAACGCUUACAGCAGGCUCCUGAACAGAGAAAUUUGCAAGGUGGCCCCACACAGAGUUCUACUUUUGAAUAUCAAACUGGGCAGCCAUUUCUGGCAAGACAGAUUCAGAACUUGAGACUGGAUUCUGGAAUGAAUCCACCAUCACCAUUGUCUAGUAUGUCAGCACCACUGAGUGCAGAUGCCACACAAAUGAAUUUUCAUCCAGUAUUUGUUCCACAUUCUGCACCUGCCAUACUCACUCACAGUGGAGACGGUCGAGCAAGUUGUGUGUUUGAGUUCCAUGUUCAAGCACCCAGUGCGACUGCAGGAGAUGGUGCUGUCCUCUCUCAGCGCAUUUAUAGAAAUCGUCGAGGCUCCACAGAUUUUAACCAGGAGGAGUCCCCUCAGACAACCGCACAGCCUGGUCGUCUUCAGCCUGUAACGGAAGAGCAGUGCAGCUACCUAGGUUCCGACUUCAUGGUGCCUAGAGGCAGUUCUGUCUUACAGAGCUGGCCAGAAGGUAGCCCAGGAUACUCCAGUGAUUCAUCACAGUUGACUUCCUCAGACACUAGUGACUUUCUUUCUCCUCCUCCCACUGGGGUAUCUGCAUCGUAUGGUUCAGGCUUGCCUCUGCCUGCUGCCCAGCUGACUCAGAAGGCAUUUCAGGAUUCACAGAUCAUCUUCCACUUCCCACAGGGAACUUCAUCUCAACAGGCUUUCUCGGCACUGGCUUCAUCAGGACCAUCUACACUCUAUCCUCAGGCGCAGAUGAAAGGGCAGCCAGCCUCAAAUGCUUCAUCGGUUGGCACAUCGUCCCAGCUAAUGCAGCCAAAUCAACAGAGCACCCAGCCACCAGCCUCUUCACAACAGACUGGGCAAUACCAAGUUCAGCAGCCUUCAGUUUCCAGUGGAGCUGCUCCAUCACAGCCAGUUACACAGCAAGCACAAAUAAUGUCCGUGCCUCAGGUAGCAGCUGGGACACAGCUUCCUGUUUCCCAGCCAGUGCCGAUCAUCCAAGGUGAAACACAGUUACCUAUGGCAGUGCCUUCCCUUCCUCAGCCUUCAGUUGCCCCUGUAAUGCCCAUUGGCUCUCAUUUUCUCCCUAUGGGCCCACCCUUACAGACUCCCCUUCAUCCACAGUUCUCAGUUUCUCAGAUGCCCAUAGCAACACCUCAUGUGUCAGUGGCUCAGCCUGGUUUCCCAACUCUACCCAUCUCCAUGGCAGCUGGUGUUAGCCAGCCAUUGCUUACUUUGGCUACAUCUGCUGCAGCAGCUGCUAUUCCUGUGGGUUCAACUGUUGUCCCUAGCCAGCUUCCAACUCUUCUGCAGCCCGUGGCGCAGCUGUCCGGCCAGGUUCUCCCACAGCUUCUACAGCCAUCUGUUCAGCCCAUGGGAUUGCCAGCCACACUUGGACAAACUGCUGAAGUACCACUUCCACCUACAGAUGCUGUGUACCAGGGCUUCCCACCUCGGCUACCAGCACAAUAUACUGGAGACUCAAACAUUGCUUCUUCUGUGGCCUCUGCUUGCCUCCCUUCUUCAGUACUAUCCCCUCCCUUACCCACAGAUGUACUGGCUCAGCCAGGCUAUCUUGCUGCAAUGGUGCAGCCUUAUGUGGAGCAGAAUGUUUUAGUUUCUUUGGGCAGUCUAGGCGGACAGGUUCAAGUGCCACAGCCUGCUUCCUGUUUAGCACAGCAGGUCUCAUCUUCAGCCUCCCAGCAGACAGCAUUAGAGCAGAAUGUGAUGCCAAUGUGGAGACCUUGUUGCCCCUGGCUAUGCUGUUGGGAAAGUACUUCUGGAGUUACUCAAACAGCACCUGCAGAGACUCAACCACCAGUACAGCAGCAGCAGCAGCCGCCGCCACCUUCUCAACCAACCCCCUUGGUUUCCUCAAUAGAUAGUGCACAUUCAGAUGUUGCUUCAGGCUUAAGUGACUGCAAUGAAAGUGUUCCAGCAUCUAGUGGUAGACAUGAAGGGAGGACUACGAAACGGCAUUAUCGGAAGUCAGUGCGCAGCCGCUCUCGGCAUGAGAAAACUACACGUCCCAAACUGAGAAUUCUUAAUGUUUCAAAUAAAGGAGACCGUGUUGUGGAAUGCCAGUUAGAAACGCACAAUAGAAAAAUGGUUACUUUCAAAUUCGACUUGGAUGGUGACAAUCCAGAGGAAAUAGCCUCUAUCAUGGUGCAAAAUGAAUUCAUCUUGGCAAUGGAGAGAGAUUCAUUUGUAGAGCAGGUGCGUGACAUAAUAGAAAAGGCAGAUGAAAUGCUCAGCGAGGAUGCAAGUGGGGAACCAGAAGGAGACCAGAGCAUGGACAGUAUACAUAACCAGAAAUUGGAUGGAGACUUCAAACAGCCAGAUCCUGUGUCUUCCAUGCCACAAAGAAUAGGUGUUCCUCCUAAUUCAUUGACUCAGGUUGUCCAUUCUGCUGGAAGACGGUUUAUUGUCAGCCCUGUACCCGAAAGUAGGUUACGAGAACAGAAAUUUUUCACUUCUAUCCCAUCAGAAAGUGAGCUGCUUGAUAUAGUUGCUGCUUCUCCAUCUCAUGGUCCUGGAAUGAAUCUCUCUCACUCUGCAUCUUCACUCAGUCUGCAACAAGCUUUCUCCGAGCUCAAGCAUGCUCAUAUGACAGAAGGACCAAGCACAGCCCCCCCAGUUUUUAACCAGGCUGUGCCACCUUUUCCAUGCCUAAGUUCAAGUAUGAAUGGGGGGCUGCCAUCAACAUUGGUGCCUGCUCCUUCUGCCUCAGUUCCUUCUACCACUGGUGUUUCUUUACCAUCAACUCAGUCAACAGAAAAAGUGACAGCAGGGCUUCCGUCAGGUGAAGAAUUGCCAGGCUCCAGCUCUCCACCACCAGGGUUGCAGUCACAGUCAAUUAGCGGAGUGCCUUCCAGUGUCAGUGCACCUUCUUCUUUGUCCACAACUGCAUCCCAGGCGGCUUCUGCUGUUGGGGAAAUUGUUCCCAGUGUUAGCACCCCUGCUUCUUUAACAUUGCCACAAGCCGGAGCAACAAGGCUUAGCAUUACACUAUCGGGAGUUGUGGCACCACCUGCGACAUCUCAACAGGUUGGUGCUGGCAGUGCUGCCCCGGCCAUUUCUCAAACAUCGGUCCCUGUGUCUUCGGCACAGAGCAUGGUUUCUCAGUCUUCUCAGUUGAACACCAGCGGCUCUGUACCCAGCCUAGCUGAAAUGGUGGUAGUUAGUGUGCUGCAGCCAAGGUCAAAAACCGAACAGUCACCGGAAAAACCACAGCAAGUCAGCGGAGGUGGACUGCCCGUGCCUGUUUCUGUACCUAUAUCUUCUGCAGUAGCAUCAAGCAUAUCUAGCUCCAUCUCACAGCCACUACCUAUCCCACCCACAGUUACCUCAUCUAGCUUAGGCGCGGCAGCAGGUGCCGUCUCUGCCCCAGUAUUACCUGGCAUUCUGCCAUUGGCACAACCAGUAACGAAUGUCCCUGCAGUCCAGCAGACUUUAAUACAUAGUCAGCCUCAACCAGCUCCAUUAGCCAAUCAACCUCAUACUCACUGCCUGGAAGGGGAUGUUGACAGUCAACCCAAAGCACCCGGCAUAGAUGACAUAAAGACUUUGGAAGAAAAGCUCCGGUCUCUUUUCAGUGAGCAUGGUGGUGUUGGAGCAGCUCACCCAUCGGUAUCCCUGGAGACAUCACUGGUGGUGGAGACUACAGUUAUGCCUGGCUUGCCAACCACUGCUGUUGCACCCACAAAACCUGCAGCACCUGUUGCAAGUACCAGUAUACCACCAGCCAGUUUGAUUCUUGGUCCAACAGGCUUACCUCUUGCGACUCCAGUAGCCACACCUGGGCAAGCAGGCACUCCAGUCAGUUGUGUUACUACUACAACAUGCAGUACACCAUCAGCAACAGCCAAAUCAGGGACACCUCCUUCAAAGCCACCUCUUAGCAGGGCACCGGGGCCACUGGUAGGUUCUGAACUUCCAGCUGGCACUCCAGCCAGUGAGCAGCUGCCACCCUUUCCAGGACCUACACUAACUCAGUCCCAGCAACCUCUGGAAGACUUGGAUGCCCAGUUGAGAAGAGCCUUGAGUCCAGAAAAUGUUCCAACAACAUCAGCUCCUGCCGGUCCUCUGCCAUCGGUGGCUUCUACAACAGUUACUGGAAUGGCAUCUGCACCAGAACAGCCUACAAAUACUGAUUCUCAGGAUGCAGGAAGCUGUUCCACAACUACCACCUCAGGAGUUGCAGUUCUUAAGAUGGGUCGUUUUCAGGUGUCAGUAGCUGUGGAUGAGCAGAAAGAGAGUGGAAGUAAGCCCAUAGACUUUGACACAAGCAGCUCAGAUUCCUCAUCUUUGUCUAGCAGCAGCAGCCCUGAGAGUACUCUGGUGAAGCCAACCUCCAGUGAGAUAGCCGAGGCCAUUGCUGUUACCUCUGUGGAUGUGGUGGAUGGAGUUUUCUCACACACUUCCACCGCCCAUUUGCAGCCAACCAAGGUUGGACGUUUCCAGGUGACAACAACAGCAACAGACCAAGUGGGCCGGUUUUCUGUGUCCAAAACUCAAGAUGAGGUGACCUGUGUUGAGAGAGAGGUCCCUGCAAUAGUCCCUCUGACUGUAAACUCUGAGCACAUUUCUUCUCCCAUCACAACUCCUAAACCUGGGCUUAUAGGGAGAAGGCAUUCUCUGCACCUGAAUGGGCCAUCGUCUGAGCUGGAAGCUGCCUUCCUGAGUGGUGCAGCUAAGGAGCGAGAUGAUGGCUCAAGGAGUCCAGACUCUCUCCAUCCACCUGGGUCAAAGAUCAGUCUUCCAGUUCAGAGCCUUAGCAACUCAUUCAACUCUUCCUACAUGAGCAGUGAUAAUGAGUCGGACAUAGAAGAUGAAGACUUGAAGUGCGAGUUGCGCCAAUUGCGAGAGAAGCACCUUAAAGAGAUCCAAGAGCUUCAAAGUCGCCAAAAGAUGGAGAUUGAACUGCUUUACACGAAACUGGGCAAAGUACCUCCAGCAGUAAUCAUCCCUCCUGCUGCUCCUCUGUCAGGCAGGCGAAGAAGACCCACUAAAGGAAAAGGCAGCAGAUCCAGCCGCAGCAGCUCCCAGGGUAACAAGAGCCCUCAAAUUUUGGGCAAUCUGUCUGCUCAGAGUGCACCUUCGGUCUUGCCCCAACAGCAGACCCUCCACCCUCCUGGCACUGUCCAAGAGACAGGACAGAACCAUCUGUUACAGCCUCUGAAACCAUCUCCUUCUAGUGAGAACCUCUACUCUGCCUUUACUAGUGAUGGUGCCAUUUCUGCGCCAUGCCAAGGGUGUGUGAAGUUUAACUGUGCAUCUGAGCGGGUGACAUUCAAGCCUGGUGGCAGGAGGACCCGAUUUCUGAGUACGCCCUGCUUGGCUCUUUGGAAGAUGGUGAAAAAAGUCUGCCCUUGCAACCAGCUCUGUAGGACCAGCAGUACAAACACUGUUGCGGGUACAGUGAACAGCCAGGCACCUCAGUCUCAGCCUCCUGCCUCAAGUCGAAAAGGGACCUUUACGGAUGACCUGCACAAGCUAGUAGACAACUGGGCUCGUGACGCCAUGAGCCUCUCUGGCAAGAAAGGAGGCAAGGGGCAUGGCAAUUAUGAGGGCCCAGGAAUGGCAAGGAAGUUCUCUGCACCAGGUCAGCUCUGCAUCUCGAUGACGUCCUCCCUCGGUGCUACACCCAUCUCUGCUGCGUCAGCUACCUCCCUAGGUCACUUCACAAAGGCCAUGUGCCCCCCUCAGCCAUACGGUUACCCAGCAGUGCCCUUUGUAGCUCCCUGGAGCGGGACAGGUGGUCCAGCACAGCAGCCUUUAGGCCAGUUCCAGCCUGUAGGUGCCACCUCAUUGCAAAGCUUCAACAUCAGCAACUUGCAGAAAUCCAUCAGCAACCCCCCUGGCUCUAAUCUGCGGACCACUUAAUGAGACCCAGGCAUGCUGCUGGGUAGACUUGAGGGGGGAGAUGGGGCCCUGAAACAACCACUAGGCUGCAGUGAACUGGCUAUUAGCGCCCAAAGGGGUGGUGGUGAACUUCCUCCUCUAACCAUUGCUCUCUGCUCUCCGUAAGAAAAGCCCUCCAUUUGAAUAUGGGGAGAAGAGUGAUCAGGAUCUUCCACGAUGGGACAUGCUUCCUCUCGUCUGUGGCAAGUGUGUAAAGAUGAAAGCUACCACACAAGCCAAGGGCUUUGUGCUGUAAAAUUCAUUUGGCUUAAGAUACUGAAUCUACUGGGUUGAGAUGGGAGAAUUGUUGUUAGUUUUAGCAUGAAUCUUUAGUAUGCCAUUUGUAUUGCUCUGAGGAAAUAAGCCGGGGGGGGGGGGGAGCUGUCCAUUAUUUCCAUGUCUCUUCCUUCCGUCAGACCAUCACACCGAAGUUCCUGAGCUGAUGGGGCACACAAGUGGACUUGCAGAACAGCCCAUGCUUUGACAUAGGUCAUUACUGCUUUAAGUAAAAGAUAUUAACAGCUUUGACUGCAGCAUUAGAGCAAUUUAAAUUGUUUAGAAGACAAAUUUUUUAAAAAGUUCCCUGCGGACAUGUACUUACCAUCAGUUUUGAUGUGGAAACACUGUGAUAUAUAAAUGUUGUUGGACAACAGUAGUUUAAAAAAAAAUGAGUGGCGUAUAGAGGGUUAAACAGUUAAAAAGGAAAAAAAAUGGGGGAAAAGCUAGCUAUAUCCUGAUACUUAUUGGAGACACUUUAACUUUUUUCCUUUGUAUUUUCAUUGUAUUAGAUAAAUGUGAAUGUAUAAUUGUAUAAAUUAAUGUACUUGAAUACUUGUCUGUUCUCCCAGUAUGCUUGCUGGAUAUUUUAGUGCCUUGGACUUUUAUUGCUUCUACAGUUAGCAUCACCUUCCCAGCAGACUUUAGCCAGGCAGAGGGAGGUUACUUGGAUAUAGUCACUGGAAUACCAAAGGCAUAACACAUUGGAUGCUUAUACUGUAAUAGUGUCGAGAGUAGGUGUUGGAGGGGGAGCUAUUGCAGCUUCUGUGUCAGAAGAGUAAAGCUAUGGAGUGGUGGGGGAAACUGAUGUGGCUGAUGCAGCAGCAGUAGUGAGGGAUUUAUGCGGAGGUGCUGAAGAGAAUGAACACAGUGACCAGAGUAGAAGCUGGGUUGUUGAGAAUAGGGGAAGUGGGGAGAAAGAGGGACAUCUUUGAAGGGGUAAGCACCUACGGGUGGGUUGACUUUUAAGCUAUAAAGGUUUUUUUUUAGUAACGGUAAUGUAUGUUAAGGGAUAGGAGCUAUCACUCUGGAGAGGGAGGAUGUUUGCUGGGAUUUGGCUCCUCCCCUGCCCUGCCUGUCAAUCCAGUCCUGAAAGGCCAGGAACACAUCUUCCUGGUGCAGCAUCCAUUGCUAAGGAUGGAUACACUUGAAACAGCCAGCAUCAAAAAGAACUUUUUCUUUCUAUGUCUAAAGGACUUAAAACUGGUACCAAGACUGUAACUAACUGUGUUGCCUUUUAGUAGGUGUACUAUAUCUCCUACUUGCCUUCCUCUUUCUAACUUAAAAUACUGGUUCCCCGAUCAAAUGAAAUAACUGCAACCAACUAGUAUUACUUUGCAUUGCAGCAGCAGGCUGUGAAGUCAAAGUACUUCUGCUUUGGACUUGGAAGCAGCUUUACUGCUUGGUCUGGAAGUCUGUUUUCUCUUUCCCCACCCCCGGAAGUCCUCUAAAGUUAGCAAGGACAUUUGUUCUUUCUGUAUUUCUUUCACUCUUCCCUCAAACAUAUGCACAAGUCUUUCUUUCUUUUCUUCCCUUCGCCUCAAGUUGAAGUUUACAGUGGUUUUGUCAGGCAGUGGUAGGAUUUGGACCCAGUGGCUGAAAACAAAAGACUUAAGUCUAGGUGGCUGGGAUUCAACAACUUUUCAGACGUAAAAAAAAAAAAAAGUCCUCACAGGUGUGAUGGGAAAUUCAAGGUGAGGUUGAUGUGCAGAAAGCAGAAGGAGCAAUGGAUGAAAAGAUGCCACCGAAUGUUAGAGGAUCUAGUCAGCUGAGUGUUGCACAAGGGUAGUAUUUUGGUUUAAUAUGUUUGAGGUCGAGUUUUCACUUAGUUAUGCAAGUACUGGUUUUAUUUACCAUUGAUUUCCCUCCUGUGGAUGAAAUAACUGAGGUCUAGAGGAAUUAACUAAUGCUACUGAACUGUUAAAUUAUUUUGUGUUAUUACACUUUGAAUACCUUUUUCCACAAGAUCUGUUUCUGAAUUACAGAUGUUUUCUUUACAUUAUUUAACAAUGUACACUGUAAAAAAAUAAAAUAAAAUGAAUUCAAACCUUGGGCUUCCCUGGCCGUAGUUAAUGGUAUGUUUUGCACUAAAUCCAGGCAUUGCGCUUCCUGUAUGAUUGCGCUUUGUGCUGCAGUUUGUUACCUUCUUUGUAGAUAUUUAAUGAAAUCAUUCAAAUAAACCAAACCUGCUUUUGUUGA
Molecule: messenger RNA, 12254 nt
Organism: Lacerta agilis (Sand lizard)
Lineage: Eukaryota; Metazoa; Chordata; Lepidosauria; Squamata; Lacertidae
Gene: WNK1
Product: WNK lysine deficient protein kinase 1
Exons: 33
Coding region: 990-9761 (2923 amino acids)
Biological process (GO): positive regulation of sodium ion transmembrane transporter activity; positive regulation of potassium ion import across plasma membrane; negative regulation of sodium ion transport
Cellular component (GO): cytosol; cytoplasm
Molecular function (GO): protein serine/threonine kinase activity; chloride channel inhibitor activity; potassium channel inhibitor activity
Source: RefSeq, a predicted model, not a curated record